Salvia hispanica is the source of this 3285-nucleotide messenger RNA. RefSeq names its product putative late blight resistance protein homolog R1A-3. The record is from RefSeq and is a predicted model, not a curated record. Lineage: Eukaryota; Viridiplantae; Streptophyta; Magnoliopsida; Lamiales; Lamiaceae. Gene Ontology annotation, biological process: defense response to other organism. Gene Ontology annotation, molecular function: ADP binding.
GACGCCUCCCUGACCAAAUAGCCAGCGCUCCUUAUCUCUUGGGCGAACGAAAAUGGAGCGUUCAUCAAGAUCUAACUUGUUGGGACUUUUUCAAAUGAUAAUACGGUGGAGGAAGGCCACCGAAAACAGUUGCAACUGGAACGAUCUACAUCUCUCAGUUGUUCGCAACUACUUCUCUAAGUUCUCAAGCACCUCCGACUUGGGAGAGGCCUCCAUUUUUACCAACAUCGUCGCUUCUUUCACACGAGAGCUUCGCCAUCUCUUCACGGUGCCCAGCUUUGAAAAGCUGUAUGAUGGCCACACCGACGUUAAGAGACAUCAGCUUCUGAAAGUCUUUGUGAGCUUCCUUCUUCAAUUGCUACACCUAAGAAGGGACUUGUCUUUCUGCUCAAACUGCGCUAGCUUUGACUGUCUUGACAAGGAGCUGAGGUUUCUCCUCACCGUUCUUUCCGACACAUCACUGAUGUUGUUGUGUGACGCACGUCAAGAAUUCCACAAACUCUUGGCCGGAAUUGAAGCCAUCGCAAAUGAAGCUGGAGCUUUGGUGCAUUCCUUGUUUUUCGAAUCUGCGGAAUUGGAUGAGGGGCUUGCUGCAUUUUUCGACAAUGUUCAAGUCAUGGCAGCUGGAAUCAGUGAGUUAUUGAAUUUUUUGCCUUGUAUGGGGAGAUGGGUUCCAGGGACUUGUGUGGCCGACUCGCUCCAUAUGGUCGAUUCUCUAGUUUACGAUCUCAAGGAGGGUUCCAUGAAACCGGAGGACAACGGGAUAGCUGAUCACAUCGAAAAGCUGCACCAGGGGCUCACCUCUCUGCAGUCUUGUUUCAAAGAUAUAAGGGCGCUACGGCCAUCAGAAAUUGAAGAAUUUAGAGAUCCGCUGAUGCGAAUUGGAGAUAUGGCUCAUGAAGCUGAGUAUUUGAUAAUCUCUUUUCUGGGUGGAGAUGCUCCCCUUUGGUACAUUGCCAAGAGGCUCACUGAUGUAAACAACAGGAUUCAGCAAAUGGGGACCGAGCUUCACGAGAUCACCAUGAUUUGGAGACUCAGAACUGUCCAGUGUCUUAGCAAGCAACCAGUGAUACAACCUGAAGAGAGUAGUAUCGAGGUCAAUGAUGUUGUAGUUGGUUGUGAGGAGAAGACAAGAUAUCUGUUAGAUCAUUUACUAGGUAGGUCAGAAGGCCGACAAGUUAUUUCAAUCGUUGGAACGGCUGGACUUGGCAAGACUACUUUAGCUAAGAAAUUGUACAACUACCCCUCAGUUCAAUGUUGGUUUGACAGGCUCUCGUGGUGCGUAGUUAGUCAAACAUUUCAUAAAAAGAAGGUGUUGAUUAAGCUUCUGACUGAUAUAGCGACCGAGCUAGAUGAUAAGUUGGUCUUGCAGCUGGAAGAGGAAAGUCUAGUGGAGCACAUAUACAAGACUCUGAAGAGCCGUAGGUACCUGAUUGUGUUGGAUGAUGUAUGGGAUCCAGAUGUGUGGUACGAUUUGCAGACAUGUUUCCCAGAUGAUAGGAAUGGAAGCAGGAUAUUGUUUACCAGUAGAAUCAGAGAUGUAGCUCCACCCGACACCACGAUUUAUGCAAUGCCUUGUUUGCUGAAGGACCAGUGUUGGGCGCUUUUAAGGAAGAAAGUGUUGGGUAGCAAAGCCUGCCCUCCUCAACUGCGAGCGGCUGGAAAGAAAAUUGCAGCUAAUUGCUUCGGAGUUCCACUCGCAGUAAUUGCUAUUGCUGGGAUUCUUUCAUCCACGGACUUGGAGGAGCAAGCGUGGGAACGAGUAGGAGGAAAUGUUGCCUCGUGUAUUUUUGAUGGUGGAAGCAAUUCAGUAAUGCGAGUUCUGGAGCUCAGUUACAAGCAUUUACCAGAGCAUCUCAAGGCAUGCUUUCUUUAUUUUGGGGCAUUUAGAGAAGACGAAGAAAUCUCAGUUAGAGAGGUGACGAGACUGUGGGUGGCUGAAGGAUUCGUUCAUAAGGUAGGUGACAAGGGUGUGGAGGAUAUUGCUGAGGAGUAUUUGAUUGAGUUAGUUGACAAAAGUCUUGUCAUGGUUGCUAAACGGAGAUCAGACGGCGGAGUCAAAUCUUGUACUCUACAUGAUUUAUGGCGCGACUUGUGCUUCAGAAGAUCUACUGAAGAUAACUUAUUGAAAUCUGUUAAGAGCAAUGAUAACUUAAUAAGCGAGAGAGGCUACCGUCUUAAAGCGCUCCAACACUCGUCGACAUCCUACUAUUGCCAACACGUACGGUCUUUCCAUGGACGCGGUUUAAUCUCGACGUUCUAUGUUCGUGACAUGAGAUCACUCCGAGUGUUGAGUUUCUACUAUUGUUAUAGGCCAAUAUAUUUUAUGGGAGUGCAGUAUCUAGUGAACUUGAGAUACCUGGUUAUCACUUACUUGCCGCCAUCUAUAGGCAGGCUUACCAAUCUGGAGUAUCUCCGCGUGGAGACAGAGGAGGAAGUGCACCUUCCUCCCGCAGUGAUGAAGAUGCUCAAGUUGAGAUGCAUCCACGUCAACACCGAAGCAAUAUACGACAAACACUGCAGUAGCUCCGAGAGGAACAAUAUAGAAUCCCUGUCGCGUGUGCGGAUCAGCAGGUUCGAGCACCAAGAGAUGCUCAAGAGUUCGCCCCAUCUCAGCAGACUCAAAUGCUGGUACGACGCGUACCAGCAUUUCGAUCUCCGCUUCCUCGCACACCUCGACUCGCUCACGGCAAGAUUCUGGCCUAAUAUGAAGGAAUUUGAGUUCCCCUACAACAUCAGGAAGCUGAGCCUACACGGUUCCAAGUUUUCAAGUGAGAAGAUGUCGAUAGUUGGGAAACUUAAACAGCUAGAAGUUCUCAAAUUGCGAUCUUGGGCAAUGGUGGGCCAAGCAUGGGAGACGAGAGAUGGUGAAUUCCAACAACUUAGAUUCUUGAAAUUGGAUAGAAUAGGCAUCUCUGAAUGGAAGGUGGAAUCGACCGAACAUUUCCCUAAGCUUCAAAAAUUAGUGUUGAGCUAUUGCCCCAAUCUGGAAGAGAUUCCAACCGAAAUCGGAGAAAUCGGGCCGCUGGUGAUGAUUGAGGUGAGAGGGCAGUGCCUGGACUCACUCGUUGAAUCGGCAAGGAUAAUUCAUCAAGAACAACUGGAUAUCGGAAAUGACGAUCUCAGCCUCGUCAUUUCCACUUACUAAUUUCCACUUAUUUGUUACAAAACAAAUGAGUAUGCACUUUUAUUUCACCAUGUAUUGACAGAAAAGAAUGUUCAUAUGAUUAAAAGAACUCUUAAUUGAAAACAUAUUUUAGAAUGAAAUUCGGCCAAUUAAUAACA